Messenger RNA from Canariomyces notabilis, 990 nucleotides. RefSeq lists its product as uncharacterized. The record is from RefSeq and is a predicted model, not a curated record. Bases 1 to 990 code for a protein of 329 amino acids. Gene Ontology annotation, molecular function: DNA binding. Lineage: Eukaryota; Fungi; Ascomycota; Sordariomycetes; Sordariales; Chaetomiaceae. The transcript has 2 exons.
AUGAAUCAACCCAUCCCAGUUUACCUUCCUGAAUCCGGGACCAGCUACCCUGCGCGCCCUCCCUUGGUCCCAUUGCCUGGCGCGGUCAACACCCAGCUAAGCCAGACUCUCCCGAGCGGACCGGUCUUGUCGUCCGACAAACCAAGCAAUAAACGCAAAUCCACUGAAGACCAUGCGCCCCAGGCCGAAGUCAAUCUCGAUGACAUUAAUGUCGAUGGCAUGGUGAUGGAUAACUGCGACCAGGUCAGGCGCAAGAUCAACCGCCUCAUUGACUCGGGUGCCAUUACCAAGACAGCGUUUGCUCGCGAGAUUGGCGUCAGUGCCAAAUCGCUGAACGGCUUCCUGGGCGUCCAUGGUCCAAUGAACGGAGCCGCUUUUGCCGCGUACGACGCUGCCUGGGAGUAUUUCAAGAAGCGCGAGAUUGCCGGCAUCAAGCUGCCAGUCAAGGCUCCAGCCAAGGUUCCAGCGGCCAAGAAGCAGAAGACGGCCACCGCCAGUGCCUCCCCCACUGCCUCCACCAGUGCCGCCGCAGGUACCGCGGCCAGUGCCGCCACCAGCGAGGGUCAGAGCACCGCAACAGCGAGAGCUGCCAGCAGCGGAGCCGUUCCUGAUAUCAGCGACAUUGUCCUCCCGGGCGAGGAAAAUGAUGCAGUGCCCGUUUUUGACACAUGCGACGAGAUCCGAAGAAAGAUCAAUGCCCAUCUCAAGAAGCCGGGCGUCACGCAGGCUCAGUUCUGCCGCGACGUUUAUGCCCAGUUGAAGGGCCCGAGCCGCCCAGGAAAGCCCUUCCAGGGGGUGCAGCUAGCCAGGUUCCGCGGCAUGAAGGGCCCCUUGUCGGGUGCAAAGUCAUCCUUAUACUACGGCGCCUACGUCUUCUUCGAGAAGGUGCGUAUCAAGGAGGGCAAACCCAAGAGCAAGCACCGCCUGGACAUGGAGAAGCAGUGGGAUGCAGAGGGCAUUGACAGGGAGCAUGACCACCGUUCACUGUGA